This is a messenger RNA of Eruca vesicaria subsp. sativa (arugula), 1819 nucleotides long. Lineage: Eukaryota; Viridiplantae; Streptophyta; Magnoliopsida; Brassicales; Brassicaceae. The record is from the annotation of a GenBank genome assembly.
UCUAGACAAUAAUACAAAAACCUUACUAAACCCCUCUGAUCCUAUUCUUCCACCAUUCUAUCUCACUCCCAUAUCUUGAUUCUGAGAAGACAAAUAGCUAUGUUUCCUUUACGACAAGUUGAUCCAUGGAAGGAGUUAUGAAGAUGCAGCUGCGUCUUUCGAAAAGCUUGAAGCAUAUAAUGGUGUAAAGAGUGUGUACAAACAUGGAAACUAUGUGGCUGAGACAAGUGAGGAGUCUGCUUAUGGUUCCAAUGUUCAAAUGUUUGGUGGCUAUAUGUUUGGUCAUCUCUUUGUUGGUUUUCGUAGAGAGUGUGUAUAUGAACAUUGUAGUAAUUUACGUCAAGCUGUUUAAACGCAAACCCGAAAAGAUCUACAAAUGGGAGGCAAUGCAGGAGGACAUAGAGGUCGGAGACCAUAACUAUCCCAUGGUUCUUGUCCAAAUCCCAAUGUACAAUGAACGAGAGGUUUUUCAAUUAUCCAUAGGUGCUGCUUGCAGACUCACAUGGCCAUUGGAUAGAGUUAUCAUUCAAGUUUUAGAUGAUUCCACUGAUCCCACCAUCAUGGAAAUGGUGAGCAUGGAGUGUGCAAAGUGGGCAAGCAAAGGCAUAAACAUAAAGUGUGAGAGGAGAGACAAUAGAAAUGGCUAUAAAGCUGGAGCACUUAAACAGGGCAUGAAGCAUAGCUACGUCAAACAAUGCAACUACAUUGCCAUCUUCGAUGCUGAUUUUCAGCCAGAGCCUGAUUACCUCCACCGCACUGUCCCGUUUCUCAUCCACAACCCUGAGCUCGCUCUUGUUCAAGCUCGAUGGAAAUUUGUGAACGCAAACAAGUGCUUGAUGACUAGGAUGCAAGAGAUGUCACUCAAUUACCAUUUUAUGGCAGAGCAAGAAUCUGGAUCCACCAGACAUGCCUUCUUUGGCUUCAAUGGGACAGCGGGUGUAUGGAGAUUGGCAGGGAUGGAAGAAGCCGGAGGCUGGAAAGAUCGAACCACCGUGGAGGAUAUGGACUUGGCCGUUCGUGUUGGUUUACAUGGCUGGAAAUUUGUCUUUGUCAACGACAUUGAGGUGAAAAGUGAGCUUCCAAGUCAGUUCAAGGCUUUUAGAUUCCAGCAGCAUCGAUGGUCAUGCGGUCCAGCUAAUCUCUUCAGGAAAAUGACUAUGGAAAUUAUUCUCAAUAAGAGAGUGAUGAUUUGGAAGAAGCUAUAUGUAAUAUACAGCUUCUUCUUUCUACGGAAGAUCCUAGUCCAUUUCUUCACUUUCUUCUUCUAUUGCAUCGUUCUUCCUACGAGUGUAUUCUUUUACGAAGUCAACAUUCCCACUUGGUCAACUAUUUACGUUCCUUUUAUGAUCACUCUCUUCACUGCUAUUGCCACGCCAAGAUCAUUCUAUCUCGUGGUGUUCUGGGUCUUGUUCGAGAAUGUAAUGGCUAUGCAUCGGACCAAAGGAACUUUCAUCGGUUUGCUUGAAGGAGGAAGAGUUAACGAAUGGGUCGUCACCGAAAAACUAGGAGAUGCUCUUCAGACUAAGUUACUACCUCAAGUGAAAAAACCUCGAAAUGGGAUUCUCCAAAGAUUAAACCUAAAAGAGAUGAUGGUGGGGAUAUACAUACUGUGUUGUGCAUGCUACGACUUUGCCUUCGGGAGUACAUUGUUUUACAUUUAUCUAUUCAUGCAGUCUCUUGCAUUUAUUAUAUGUGGGAUUGGUUUUGUUGGAACUGAUUAAAAUGUCCAAUCUAGGCAUCUUAUUCUCAUCAAGAAAACUAUAAUUAGUAAUAUAACUAACCGUUAUGAACAAUACACUGAAAGUUGCUAAGAGUACAA